AUGGCCCGCACCAAGCAGACUGCACGCAAGUCCACCGGUGGCAAAGCGCCGCGCAAGCAGCUUGCCACUAAGGCGGCUCGGAAAAGCGCGCCGGCCACCGGCGGCGUGAAGAAACCUCAUCGCUACCGUCCCGGCACCGUGGCUCUGCGCGAGAUUCGCCGCUACCAGAAGUCGACUGAGCUGCUGAUCCGAAAGUUGCCUUUCCAACGCCUGGUGCGAGAAAUCGCUCAGGACUUCAAGACAGAUCUGCGCUUUCAGAGUUCCGCGGACACCAACCUGUGUGCCAUCCAUGCUAAGCGAGUGACUAUCAUGCCCAAGGACAUUCAGCUCGCUCGCCGCAUUCGUGGGGAGAGAGCGUAG
Molecule: messenger RNA, 360 nt
Organism: Nomascus leucogenys (northern white-cheeked gibbon)
Lineage: Eukaryota; Metazoa; Chordata; Mammalia; Primates; Hylobatidae
Product: histone H3
Exons: 2
Coding region: 1-360 (119 amino acids)
Cellular component (GO): nucleosome
Molecular function (GO): DNA binding; structural constituent of chromatin; protein heterodimerization activity
Source: RefSeq, a predicted model, not a curated record